UAACGAGUUCAAUUGAUGAACGAACGGAAACGUGUCCAAUUAGAAGGAGACGGCGGCGGUGGCGAGUGUAGUGUGGUGUCGCCCCCGCGUAUUAACGAGAUUAGCGGCGCGGGGCGCCCGCCGCCGCCGUCCUUGCCGGUCGGCGCGCGAGGUGUGGCGGCGGCGGACACCUCGCCCGCGACGAAAAAACAACGCUCGUGGCGCCGCGGCCCCGCCUGCUGCGCGCGGGGAGCCGCUCGGCGCGCCAUUGGGCGGGCGCGCGGAGGGGUGUCGGAGCCGGCGCCGCCGGCGGCCAGUCGUUUGACGCCUGCCGCGCGAGCGGGUGUCGCCACGAGAGCGAGUGACGAGCGAGCCGCCGGCCGGUUAUGGACGUUGCAUGAGCGGCCGCGACCGCUGGAGCCGACGGGACCGCUGGAGCGCGCGCCGUGGGUCCCGGGCGGCGCGGGCAUGCGCUUCGAGGGCACUGAGCGGCGUGACGCCGUCGCGUUCCACCCACUGCUGGUGCCGCGACCGAGCGACUUCUCGGUAUCGGCGCUGCUGACGGCAGGCGCGCUGCCGCCGCCGCCGUAUCUGCCGGCAGCCCUGGCCGCCGCGCUGUCCGCGCCCUGCCCGUUGCUGAAACCGCCUCCUCCGCCUUACGCGCCUCUGCCGCCGGACGACGACGGAGUCGUCGACGACCCGAAGGUGACGCUCGAGGGCAAGGACCUCUGGGAGAAGUUCCACAAGCUGGGCACCGAGAUGGUGAUCACCAAGAGUGGCAGACGUAUGUUUCCUGCCUACAAAGUUCGCGUUUCUGGUCUUGAUAAAAAAGCAAAGUACAUUUUGCUAAUGGACAUCGUAGCUGCCGACGAUUGCAGAUACAAAUUCCACAACAGCCGAUGGAUGGUCGCCGGCAAGGCGGACCCCGAGAUGCCGAAGAGGAUGUACAUCCACCCUGACUCGCCGUCAACGGGCGAGCAAUGGAUGCAGAAAGUUGUCUCCUUCCACAAGCUGAAGUUGACCAACAACAUUAGUGACAAACACGGAUUCGAGCUCAUCUAUAACCAAAGCCAACGGAUGUUGUCCAAACUGCUGUGGCCCAACCCGGCCCCUAGUGCGCCCAGAGACCCCCACUCAGAUCAUUUGUGUGUCACGCAGACGAUCCUGAACUCCAUGCACAAGUACCAGCCGCGGUUCCACCUGGUGCGAGCCAACGACAUCCUGAAGCUGCCAUACUCCACGUUCAGAACAUACGUGUUCAAGGAGACGGAAUUCAUCGCGGUCACGGCCUACCAGAAUGAAAAGAUAACGCAACUGAAGAUCGACAAUAACCCUUUCGCGAAAGGAUUUAGAGACACCGGCGCGGGAAAGAGAGAGAAAAAUCUGUCCGUGUACCGCAGGCAGGCGCUGCUGACGGCGCGCUCUGAGCCCCGAGACGAAGACGACGAGCGGCCUUUGGACGUCGGGGGCCCCUCGAGUCCGCCGGCCCCGUCCAGCACACACCACACCAGCACGUCCUGGUUCAGUUCUACCGCGGGCGACUCCGGCGCCGAAGAGAUCAACGAGGCCGGUUCGGACUCGUCCUGCUCGGGCGGCGCGCGCGCCUCCUCCCCUCCCGCGGGCCCCUCCCGGCCGUCGCCCGCGCCCGACGUGUCCCUUGGCCCCCCUGUGCAGCCCCCGUUACUCCCCUACCUGUACCCGCCGUCGCUGUACCCGCCGCCGUUCUUCCCGACGCAUCAGAUGCCGCCGGGUCUGCUGUUUAACCUGCAUCCGCUGUUGCAGCAGUACUCGCUGCCACCUCCACCUGCAUUGCCUGCGCCUCCGAUAGGGAAAAUGCACAGGUUCGCACCUUACGCUCUACCCGGCUUGGGGUCCGCGUUCGAGCAAGUCGCCCCGCGAGCCCGGAGUCUCAGCUCGUCGCCCGCGAGGCCGCGAGUCGGGUCGCCCCCCGCGCGAGCGGCCUCCGCCGACCCCCCUCCGGACGCCCCCACGGCCACCGCCACGGGCACCCCGCCGUCGGACCUAAAGAGUAUUGAAAGGAUGGUCAACGGUCUGGACGUGGAGACGCAGGACUGACUCGGAAGAGCGUUGUAAAUACCGUGUAUUUAUAUCGAUGUAGCUACGCCUGGUGCAUUAUUCGUGUCUUCGAUGAUAGCAUUAUAUUUCAGACUUUUGCUCC
Molecule: messenger RNA, 2158 nt
Organism: Cydia strobilella
Lineage: Eukaryota; Metazoa; Arthropoda; Insecta; Lepidoptera; Tortricidae
Gene: bi
Product: optomotor-blind protein
Exons: 9
Coding region: 16-2055 (679 amino acids)
Biological process (GO): cell fate specification; regulation of transcription by RNA polymerase II; positive regulation of DNA-templated transcription
Cellular component (GO): nucleus
Molecular function (GO): DNA-binding transcription factor activity, RNA polymerase II-specific; RNA polymerase II cis-regulatory region sequence-specific DNA binding
Source: RefSeq, a predicted model, not a curated record